AUGGCCGCCGAACGCACAAAUGUCUCUAACGAUCUGAUCUGGAUGCUCACCCGCAACCAGAAUGCUUAUCUGGUCCGCCGUAACGCCGGUGGUGGCUCCCAGUUCUCCCGGGACCCUCUCAAUCUGGUGAACAAGCACUCCUUCAAGUAUGCCGGAUACGCCAACACUAAGGCCAUCGGCGUUCAGGCUACCGAGAAUGGUGAUGUCGCUGUGACCACCAAGAAGCCCAGCAACCCCCAGCAGCCCGGCAAGAACCUGGUCACCGUCACCUACGGCCCCAAGACCUCUACACGCAAGAUCUACAAGGGUGUUGCCGACAAGACUGCCCAGAACGGCUACCGUGCUGAUCUCCGCGAGGAGGCUGUUGCCCGUGUGAGCGCCAUCCGCCGCUCCCAGCAGCCCAAGAAGGAUGCUCCCGCCCCCAAGGUCCGUGGUGUCAAGGCCCGCCAGGUCGCCGAGAAGGACGAGUAA
Penicillium maclennaniae is the source of this 471-nucleotide messenger RNA. RefSeq lists its product as uncharacterized. Gene Ontology annotation, cellular component: cytosolic large ribosomal subunit; ribosome. The transcript is spliced from 5 exons. Bases 1 to 471 code for a protein of 156 amino acids. Gene Ontology annotation, molecular function: structural constituent of ribosome. Gene Ontology annotation, biological process: translation. The record is from RefSeq and is a predicted model, not a curated record. NCBI's taxonomy places the organism in Eukaryota, Fungi, Ascomycota, Eurotiomycetes, Eurotiales, Aspergillaceae.